Messenger RNA from Paramecium primaurelia, 1380 nucleotides. The record is from the annotation of a GenBank genome assembly. NCBI's taxonomy places the organism in Eukaryota, Ciliophora, Oligohymenophorea, Peniculida, Parameciidae.
AUGAUUUCAUUCGAUAAAAUAUUAGAAGAGAAGAUUGGAUCAGGAAUUUACUAACUUAGAACAGUUAGUAUUAUAGGAUUAAUAGAGUUUUGUGAUGGAGUUGAAUAUGUUUUUAUGUCAAUUUUGAUGGCAAUAUUAAAAAACGAAUGGCAAUUAUCUUAAACUUAAGUUGCAACAUUAGGAUCUUCUUUUCUUGGAGGAGUGGUUUUAGGAAAUUGCAUAUGUGCUUAUAUUACAGAUAGAAUUGGUAGGAAAACAUCAUUUUCAAUAUUUGCAGGACUUUCAGUGAUAUUAGUAUAUUAUACUAGUUUUGCUGAGUCUUAUAAUGAAAUUAUUAUUCUUAGAUUAUUAUUUGGUAUAGUGUUUGGAACAACAAGUCCAUUAGGUUAUGUAUUUAUAACUGAGGUUGCUGUUGCUAAAUAUAGAGGAAGAUUUGCAUUUUCAUUAACAUUAAUGUAUGUUGCAGGAAAAGCUUAUUUAGUAUUUUUGUGUUUUUUCUUUCUUGAUGAUUAUACAAGUGGGAAUUGGAGAGGAUUAAUAAGAUUUAAUGGAAUACCAGUUUUAUUAUGCUUUAUAUUAUCUAUUAUAUAUUUAAAAGAAACUAUUAGAUAUUAUUUAAAUAAGGGUUAGUACACAAUAGCAUUCUAAGAGAUAGAAGAAGUAUAAAAAUAAAAUAAUAAUUAUUAAGAACCAUUAAAUGAAAGGGAAAAGGAUGGAUUAAUUGCUUGGUAAGUAAGAUAAAAUAAUUUGAUGAUUAAAGAAAAUGAAAAUGAAAAAAGUGGAGUAUUAUCUAAAUAACAUCUUAGAAUUACACUUUAAUUAUGGACUUUAUUAAUUCUAGCAAAUUUUUAAAAUUUAAGUAUUUAUUUAUUGAUGCCAUUUUUAUUUGCAUAAGAAAAUUCAGGAUUUGAAUAUAUGCUAUAUUUGUUUUUAAUUGAAUUUGUAUUUACAUUUGUAAUCUACUUAUUUAUAGAUGAUCCAAAAUAUGGAGGAAGAGUAAAUAUCAUUAUAUAUGCUUCUAUUUUAUUAGUAAUAACCAAUUUAUUACUUUACAUAUAUCAGGCUUCAUUUUUAUUUGUAGGAAUGCUUUUAAUUAAGAUAGCAACUAGAGGGAUGUUCUCUACUCUAUUUAUUAUAUGUUGUGAAAGUUAUCCACUUCAUUUAAGAUCAAGAGGGAGUGGAUUAGCUAUGGCUGUAGGAAAAGUUGUUUCAAUUCCAUCACCAUAUGUUCUUUUUCCUCUUUUUGCUAUAGAUCCUUAUCUACCAUUUUUAAUUUUAAGUGUAUUGGGAACACUUAUGAUUGCAUUAUCAAUUACAUAUCCAUCUGAUAGAACAUAAAAACAUUUAGAAGUUUACAGUGACGAAUAAAAAGAAGAAUGA